Molecule: messenger RNA, 2294 nt
Organism: Drosophila mojavensis
Lineage: Eukaryota; Metazoa; Arthropoda; Insecta; Diptera; Drosophilidae
Gene: ReepA
Product: receptor expression-enhancing protein 2
Exons: 9
Coding region: 488-2200 (570 amino acids)
Biological process (GO): endoplasmic reticulum tubular network organization
Cellular component (GO): cytoplasmic microtubule; endoplasmic reticulum membrane; endoplasmic reticulum tubular network
Molecular function (GO): microtubule binding
Source: RefSeq, a predicted model, not a curated record
UACAUAGCUAUACUUUUUGCGACAUAUACACAUCUCCAGCUGUGUUGUUGUUUGUCUGUCUCUGUCUGCGUUUUUGUUUAACAAAAGCAUUGUUCGCGCGCGCAAUGCUAAAAAAAAGAACUGCAUCAAAAAGUCGAGACGGAAGUGAACGAAAAAUGUAGUUAAAACGAUUGGGCAAUUUAAAGGAGUGCUGCGCAACACGGUGCUACGGUGUUGUUGUUAUCAUUGUAAUAAGCAAACUCAGAAUCACAGCAACCAAAAGAAAAAAGCAUUAAGCAACGUAAAUGUCAAAAUUUUGUAUGUUUUGAAACGAGUACACAUUUAAACAGAAACUAGCUUUAGUAGAACGACUGCAAAUUAGGCGAGUUAUUGUGCAAGCCAUCAUAAAAAAUAAGCGGCAGACAAACACAAGGGCAGACGCAAAAGCCGACGCAGUGCUAUCUCCAGCCGAAAAAGAGCGUAACAAAGGACGCGCAAAACUUUCAAUAUGAUCAGCAGCUUGUUUUCACGCUUGAUAAUAUUGUUCUUCGGCACUCUAUAUCCGGCCUAUGCCUCCUACAAGGCGGUGCGCACAAAGAAUGUUAAAGAAUAUGUCAAAUGGAUGAUGUACUGGAUUGUCUUUGCAUUUUUCACAUGCAUUGAGACCUUCACGGACAUAUUCCUAUCGUGGUUCCCCUUCUACUAUGAGGUCAAGGUGGUGAUUGUCUUGUGGCUGCUGUCGCCAGCCACAAAGGGCAGUUCCACUUUGUACCGCAAAUUCGUGCAUCCCAUGCUGACACGCCGUGAACAGGAAAUCGACGAGUAUUUAAAUCAGGCUCGCGAGCGCGGCUACUCAGCGGUUCUGCAGCUGGGAUCGAAGGGUGUUAACUAUGCCACGAAUGUCAUCAUGCAGACUGCCAUAAAGGGCGGCGGCAAUCUGGUGCAGACCAUCAAGCGCAGCUACAGCCUCAGCGAUCUCAGUGAGCCGGAUGUCCAUCGGACCCAGGACGAGCUGGACGAUGUCAUGAUGACAUCGGUGUCGUCGGUGAUGAUGCGUCCCCAGCCGACGCGGCUCCUGCGGCAGCGCCACCAGACGCCAGUGGGUCGCUCCGCCAGCGGUACGCGCCACUCGACGGGCAUGUACUUCACCGAGGUGGACGUCAGCGCCGGCUCCGCGGCGGCGGGCAAAAAUGCUGGCGAUUUCAACUACAAUAUACGCAGCACGGAUGACAUCAGCUCGGGCUACUCCAGUGCCGAGCCGAUUAGCGCUCCACUCGGCGCCGGGCUGAGUCGCACCUCAUCCAUGACAAAUGCUUCCAAGGCGCGUGCGAAGUCCAAGCGCAACGAGCAAAUUCUGGGAGAAAUGCGCUCUGAGGUAUUUUUGGAAAAUGAGCGUUACUUUGAAAUGAUGAGAGCACAGCAGUCCAAGGAAGCUCAGAGACAAAAGCAAUUAAAGAUUGCGGAGAGUGAGGAAGUGAAUGACAAAUACAAUGAGGAGAAGAAGGAGAUGGAGGCGGAGGUGGUGGUGAAGGAGGAGGAGGAGGAAGCGGAAGUAGAAGUAGAUCCGGAUACGUUCUACGAGGCCAUGGAUGUCAUGGAAGACACAAAAACAGCUGGCGAGGAAAUGCCGAUAUCCACGAAUAAGGAUGUAGCAAAUGAGCAGCAAAUGGAAACAGAACGGCUUAGCGAUAGUGAAGAAUCCUUUAAGGAAGCUCUCAAUGAAGCGCCCAUUGCAAAGGAAAUCGACGUGGGCGCCUAUAAGAGUGAAUCCGUUGAAAUAGAGGACUACAAAGCUCUUGUGGAUCCCUUUUUAUUGGUAGUCACUGAAUCCAGCUUUGAUGUGGCCGUGAGUGCAGGAGAUUCAAGUACAGCGCAGCCAGUUUCCCCGCGAGAGUUGCUCGCCACACUGGAGGAGAUCAAGCACAGUUUUCGCGCCCAGCUGGAGCCGGAGACAACGCCGCUGCGACCCAAGGCUCAGCAUACCAAGGGACGUGCACCAGCGCCCCCAGUGCCGCCUUUGCCGCCUCGCAGGGACUCCCGUGCAGCGGACAGCGUGAGUCUCCACUCCACGCAGUCGCUGUCUCAACUGGAGCGCAGCAAGUCCUCAGGUAUCGGCCAUCUAUUCAAGAGCUUCAAAGAUAACGUGCUGCGCAAAGCUAAUCAGCAAUCCGAUGAGGAGCCCAGUGUCAGCGGCGACUCAGCUAAAGAAACGUCCAUUUGAUGACAAGUCCAUGUCCGCUAGCUGCACUACUUUGCCCCGCAGCAGCAGCCGCAAGGCGGAUAAAUCUCAGCCAACAAAUGCCUCAAGCCAGGCC